CUCAGACGAAUCAGCAGCAACAUGUUCAAGCUUUUCCUUAGCCUUUUUGUCCUGUGCCUGGCUGGCGCUUUGGCGGCACCCGCUGACAAAUAUCCCACGGCACCGCCAGUGGCCAUUCUGGAAUCGGGCAAUGAGAAGAGUCAAGAUGGAUCCUAUCAUUUCUUCUACCAGAACGAGGAUGGCACACAUCGCGAGGAGACCGCUGUGGUCCACAAUCCUGGCACUGACGAUGCAUAUCUGGCAAUAACUGGCUCCUAUACGUACAUUGAUCUGGAUGGCAAGGAGAACGUGGUUAAUUACAAGGCCGAUAACCAUGGCUUUGUGCCCGAGGGCAACAGCAUCCUGCCCCAGAUCUCCUUGUCAGCCAAGCAGGCCAGUGAACUGCAGCCGGUUCCAGAUACAGACUACAAGCAACCGCCAAGGUUUUAAGCUCUAAUAAUAAAAUAUACUUCAAAAAGAAAA
Drosophila innubila is the source of this 462-nucleotide messenger RNA. It is a transcript of the gene Cpr78E, whose product is annotated as endocuticle structural glycoprotein SgAbd-9. Gene Ontology annotation, molecular function: structural constituent of chitin-based larval cuticle. Bases 22 to 429 code for a protein of 135 amino acids. The record is from RefSeq and is a predicted model, not a curated record. Gene Ontology annotation, cellular component: chitin-based extracellular matrix. The transcript has 3 exons. NCBI's taxonomy places the organism in Eukaryota, Metazoa, Arthropoda, Insecta, Diptera, Drosophilidae.